CGCAUCGAAAUUUACUGACAGUUCCGGGAAUCAUGUAACAUAAAAAAUUGCAUUUCGUUUGUGCAUUUCAAAUCAGGCAUAGUUUUUGUGGUUCUAGCUUUCAUUCUAAGAAAUUUUCGGUGUAAUUUACUUUGAUGAGAUAUAGCCAUGUAUCGGCUAUACCUAGCGGGUUGGCAAAGUUAUCAGCACAGGAUCGGUGCUGGCGUGGGGAAUUUACAGGCACUGCGAAAGGUCUUAUCAGCGCAACACCCACAAACCGGAUUCAAGCAAGUAUGUCCCGGUUUUAACAGCAAUGCACAAAUGAGAAGUGUUCACGGCGGAGUUCAUACUUUCGAAAGUAUGCUGGUCGGUCGGAAAUCUGAGGCUCGCCGUAGUAUUCUAGUCCAAGUGAGUUCAGAGCGAUCGUUUUCGGAACUGGACGCGUAUUGUGCGCAGUUUGGCACGGUGACUAGUUCCCACCAUUAUCGGGUAGGAGGAACCUGUUCCGGCUAUGGGGAUGACGAGGCCGACUGUCACUACAUCGUGGUCGAGUUUGAGAAACCGGAAUCUGCUGAUGCGGCCAUACGGUCUGCGGUUUUCAACGAAGAAAAACCAGGCGUUAGGGCAAGAUCGAUAUUUCUGUGGUUUAGAGCUGGUCCACGAGCGAAACUACAAGUUGCUUCGGGAAAAUCUAAAUCUACGAACGAGUCAAAGCUGACCAAUGUCGAUGCUAGCCGCACUAUAGACGAUAAGGAACUGAGAAAUCUGCUUCUGUCGGCAGAGAACGCCGAAGAUCAGAUUAAAAUACUUCACCAGGCAACAUGUCUGAACGACGUGGGGAAAAGGUUGCGCUUUUUGGCUGUCCGACAAAUGGAAACAUCUCUCCAAGGGAUGUUUCCUCAGGCUGUUGCAUACCCGUUUGGUUCAUCCGUUAACGGAUUUGGGAAGAUGGGGUGUGAUUUAGAUCUUAUCCUUGAUCUAGACUCGGAAUCGUCUUUAGUCCAAAACAGCAACUCUCGACUGGUCUUCCACACAAAAGCUUCAAAUUCGAAUGAGCGAACACAAGUUCAACGAUAUCUGGAAUCAAUAGGUGAUGUUUUGCAGCUGUUUUUGCCUGGAGUCAACAGUGUUAGGCGUAUAUUAAAGGCUCGUGUUCCUAUAAUCAAAUACCACCACGAGCACUUAGAUCUCGAAAUCGAUCUAACGAUGAACAAUAUGACUGGUGUCUAUAUGUCGGAACUAUUGUAUCUGUUCGGCCAAAUUGACCCACGUGUUCAGCCUUUAACUUUUUGUGUUCGAAGAUGGGCACAAUCGGUUGGACUGACAAAUCACGCUCCCGGUUAUUGGAUAACGAACUUUUCCCUUACAAUGUUAGUUAUGUAUUUCUUGCAACAGCUGCAAGAACCCAUCCUUCCGCCCAUUAACAAGCUGAUUCAGAGCGCAUCAAAAACGGAUCUUCGAAUUACAGAGAAUCACAUCAGUUGCUCAUUUCUGCGGGACGUUCAGAAACUCAAUUUCAGUACCAAAAAUACUACCCCACUAGACGAACUGCUGCUUCAGUUUUUCGAGUUCUAUUCCCAUUUCGAUUUCAAUCAACGGGCUAUUAGUCUUAACAUCGGAUCCCACAUCCUUAAACCGGAUCAUAGUCCAAUGUAUAUCGUUAACCCACUGGAAACGGUUCUCAACGUGAGCAAAAAUGUAAACCUGGAGGAAACGGAACUUUUCCGGAUACAGGUUAGGAACGCGCUGUGGCUCCUGGACACUCACGAAAAGUCAACCCGAACCAGUGGCGAAGAUUGGGGCCUGAUAAGUUUGUUUGGUAACAAAAUCAAGGACCGCAUAACGCCGCAAAUGUUCUUCACCAAGCGAUUGGUCAACGUGAAGGAUAUACUGGAUGAUGCGGGUGGGGAUAACGAUAGCGCCCCAGUAGAGUACAAGAAUCAAACCGUCAAGAGCCAAAUUUCCCACAUACAGAAAAGCACCAGGGAGGAGAUCAGUAAACUUGGCGGAGGGAAAAAUGGACCGCCUAGUUCUUUUGCGAAUGGGGGCCCUAUGAAAAUGAAGCGGAACGCCAAACGACGGUGAUAGCUAGCUAGAUGACAUUGGCUUUAUUUUUCGAUUGCGUAGGACAAAAUAAAAACUGUUAAACCUUACUUUUUGUUGGUUUUCACUUCUUUUUAAGAUGUAAAUUAUUAAAUAUAAGCAUAAAUUAAAUAUG
This is a messenger RNA of Uranotaenia lowii, 2197 nucleotides long. RefSeq names its product poly(A) RNA polymerase, mitochondrial-like. Bases 148 to 2064 code for a protein of 638 amino acids. NCBI's taxonomy places the organism in Eukaryota, Metazoa, Arthropoda, Insecta, Diptera, Culicidae. Gene Ontology annotation, molecular function: poly(A) RNA polymerase activity. The transcript has 2 exons. The record is from RefSeq and is a predicted model, not a curated record. Gene Ontology annotation, biological process: mitochondrial mRNA polyadenylation.